Molecule: messenger RNA, 1838 nt
Organism: Dermacentor silvarum
Lineage: Eukaryota; Metazoa; Arthropoda; Arachnida; Ixodida; Ixodidae
Product: aldehyde dehydrogenase, mitochondrial-like
Exons: 12
Coding region: 168-1727 (519 amino acids)
Molecular function (GO): aldehyde dehydrogenase (NAD+) activity
Source: RefSeq, a predicted model, not a curated record
GUACGAGUGUCGAGUGCAGCGGUGCAGCCAGCCGGGUGCAGGUUGUCGUCCCCUGCUGGGUUGCUGUCUCCGCUGGCUACUUGUCAUCGAGUGGCAGACACAGUUGUUGAAAUCGGCUCCCGGCGCUUGCUUGAUCACCCGUGCGGAACUACGAGGCGUUGACAGUCAUGUUUAUCCGAGCAGCGGCGCGUAAUUUGUCGCUCGUCAGGCGGUGCGGCGUGCUCCAUCAAUCCACCGCUGCCGUUGCCGCAGAGCCUGUGCGGAAUCCUGACAUCGCCUACACCCAGAUAUUUAUUAACAAUGAGUGGCAUAACUCCGCCUCGGGUAAGACCUUUCCCACCGUCAACCCUACCUCAGGAGAAGUGAUUACUCAGGUUCAGGAAGGCGAUAAGGCUGAUGUUGACAAAGCUGUGCGAGCAGCUAGGCAGGCAUUUGAAUUGGGAUCUGAAUGGCGCACCAUGGACGCCUCUGACCGAGGCGUCCUGCUGAAUCGUCUUGCUGACCUUAUUGAACGAGAUCGCUGCCUCCUUGCUAGCCUGGAGACAUUGGACAACGGGAAGCCUUUUGCAGAUGCUUACAAUAUUGAUCUGCCUCUUGUCAUCAAGUGCCUCAGGUACUACGCUGGCUACGCAGACAAGAACCAUGGCAAGACUAUCCCACUUGAUGGAAGCUACUUUGCGUACACACGCCACGAACCUGUUGGUGUGUGCGGGCAGAUUAUUCCCUGGAAUUUCCCAGCACUGAUGCAGGCCUGGAAGCUUGGUCCUGCACUCGCAAUGGGCAACACAGUGGUUAUGAAGCCAGCUGAGCAAACUCCGCUGUCGGCACUUCAUGUAGCCUCUCUUGUGGCUGAGGCUGGCUUCCCGCCUGGUGUGUUCAAUGUGGUGCCUGGCAUGGGCCCUACAGCAGGAGCAGCCAUUGCAGCUCACAGGGAUGUCGACAAGCUUGCCUUCACAGGCUCCACAGAGGUUGGCCAGUUGGUGAUGGAGACCGCUGCCAGGUCGAACUUGAAGAAGGUCACAUUAGAACUGGGUGGAAAGAGUCCUAACAUUGUGUUCAAGGAUGCUGACUUGGACGAGGCAAUAGCGACGUCUCAUUUUGGAUUGUUCUUCAACCAAGGCCAGUGUUGCUGCGCUGGCUCACGCAUCUUUGUGGAGGGUGCAAUCUACGAUGACUUUGUGGCUCGCAGUGUGGAACUUGCUAAGCAGAGAGUUCUCGGUGACCCCUUUGAUGCCAACACCACGCAGGGACCCCAGGUGGACCAGGAACAGCUGGGAAAAAUCUUGAACCUGAUUGACAGUGGCAAGACAGAAGGAGCCCGCCUACUGUGUGGUGGAGCGAGGCAUGGAUCACGAGGCUACUUUGUUGAGCCAACUGUCUUUUCGGAUGUUAAAGAUGGCAUGCGUAUUGCCAAGGAAGAGAUAUUUGGCCCAGUAAUGCAGAUUCUGCGUUUUGAAAACAUUGAUGAGAUGAUUGAGCGUGCAAACCGCACAGAGUAUGGUUUAGCUGCAAGCCUCUUCACACGAGACCUUGAGAAGGCCUUGCAUUUUUCAUCUGGGAUCAAAGCUGGAACUGUCUGGGUGAACUGCUAUGAUGUGUUGACUGCACAAGUGCCCUUUGGAGGCUACAAGAUGUCUGGCAUUGGCCGUGAGCUUGGGGAAUACGGCCUUGAAGCUUACACCGAAGUGAAAUCGGUGAUUAUGAAGAUUGGACAGAAGAACAGCUAAGCUGCAAUAUACGUAAUUUUGUAUUUUUACAUAUAUCAUCUGUUUUUCAAUAUUGCAAGUUCCUUUUAUACUCCUGGCUGUGAUGCUCAAUAAAUGGUUUGAAGCUGAACA